Molecule: messenger RNA, 2070 nt
Organism: Vitis riparia (riverbank grape)
Lineage: Eukaryota; Viridiplantae; Streptophyta; Magnoliopsida; Vitales; Vitaceae
Product: lecithin-cholesterol acyltransferase-like 4
Exons: 11
Coding region: 257-1858 (533 amino acids)
Biological process (GO): lipid metabolic process
Molecular function (GO): glycerophospholipase activity
Source: RefSeq, a predicted model, not a curated record
UCGCCUUUCAUCUUCUUGAAUGGUUGCUCGUUUCCCUUGGCUUUACGUUUCUAUUGCUUCUCUCUCCAAUUAACAACUCGUCUCCAAACCCUGAUUUCAUCCGAUUUUCAUCUCAAAUUCAUCCCGAGUUUUCGAUCGUCGUGUCUGGUGGUCACCAAGUUUGAAUCCGCUUGCGGCUAAAGUUUCUCAGAAUUUGGAAUCGGAGGGAUAGGUUUGAUGCAUUUGUCGGAAUUGAGUUGCGAUUAGGGUUUCGGAGAUGGCGGUGUUGUUGGAGGAGAUAGCGCAGUCGGUAGAGAUAUGGUUGAAACUGAUUAAGAAACCUCAGCCGUACGUUGACCCCAAUCUUGACCCGGUUCUGUUGGUGCCCGGCAUCGCCGGUUCGAUCCUGAAAGCCGUCGACGACAAUGGUCGCAGCGAGCGGGUUUGGGUCCGGAUAAUCGGUGCCGAUUACAAGUUCCGGACUAAGCUUUGGUCGCGAUUUGACCCCUCUACCGGUCAAACAGUAUCUUUAGAUCCAAAAACCCAUAUUGUGGUCCCUGAAGAGAGAUAUGGAUUGCAUGCAAUUGAUGUCUUGGAUCCUGAAAUGAUCAUUGGGCGUGAUUGUGUUUAUUAUUUCCAUGACAUGAUAGUUGAAAUGAUGAAAUGGGGUUUUCAAGAGGGAAAAACACUAUUUGGUUUUGGUUAUGAUUUCCGCCAAAGUAACAGGUUUCAGGAAGCACUAGAGCGCUUUGCUGCAAAACUGGAGGCUGUGUACACCGCCUCAGGAGGAAAAAAAAUAAACAUAAUAAGUCAUUCUAUGGGGGGUCUACUUGUGAAAUGUUUCAUGAGUUUACACACUGAUAUCUUUGAGAAGUAUGUGCAGAACUGGAUAGCAAUUGCUGCACCAUUCCAGGGUGCACCUGGAUAUAUCUCAUCGACAUUUCUGAAUGGAAUGUCAUUUGUGGAAGGUUGGGAACAGAAUUUUUUUAUAUCAAAAUGGAGCAUGCACCAGCUGCUUAUUGAAUGUCCAUCAAUAUAUGAAUUGAUGGCUUGUCCGGAUUUUCAAUGGGAACACAAUCCACUUUUGGAAAUUUGGAGAGAGAAGCAUGAUAAGGAUGGUAACUCUAACAUUGUUCUGGAGUCUUAUUCCCCAGAAGAAAGUGUUCCAAUUUUUAAGGAAGCUCUUUCCAGUAAUACGGUUAAUUACGAUGGAUUGGACAUUCCUCUACCUUUCAAUUUAGAGAUCUUGCAAUGGGCUUGUGAAACACGCAAGAUCUUAUCUUGUGCUAAGGUUCCUUCUCAAGUUAAAUUUUACAAUAUAUAUGGGAUGAACCUCGAGACGCCUCAUAGUGUUUGUUAUGGAAGUGUGGAAGAACCUGUUACAGAUCUAGAGCAAUUAAAAUUUGUCCAGGCUCAAUAUGUAUGCGUUGAUGGUGAUGGGACUGUUCCAGUGGAAUCAGCAAUGGCGGAUGGGCUUACUGCAGAAGCAAGGAUUGGAGUCCCUGGUGAGCACCGGGGAAUCCUUGCUGAACCGCAUGUAUUUCGGAUUCUAAAACACUGGCUGAAGGCAGGGGACCCAGAUCCUUACUACAAUCCUCUAAACGAUUACGUGAUCCUACCCACUGCAUUUGAAAUGGAGAGGCACAAAGAGAAAGGCCUGCAGGUGACUUCCCUCAAAGAGGAAUGGGAAAUCAUCUCUAGAGACUCAAACGAUGAGGACAAUAUCAUCAUCAACAACGGGAAGCCUCUGGUAAGCUCAAUAGCCGUUUCUGAUCAGUCAUCUCUGACAGAGGCUCGAGCCACCGUCACUCUUCACCCCCAGAGUGAGGGCAAGCGACACAUUGAACUAAAUGCCAUAAGCGUUUCUGCAACUGUUUAAAACCCAGUUGGUGGUGAAAAUUUGUCAUUAGGUCUGGGAUUCAAUGGUCUCUACUGUAUAGUUGCUAUUCCUUCAGUUUGAACUUUGAAGCCGGUAUCCCUUGUGUCUCGUGUGUAUAUAGUGUUUCUGGAAGAAGGGUUUCAUGUAAGAUCUAUUCUGGACAAAUUCAUUCAUGGGAUAUAUGAAUAUAUGCAUAUAUAUAUAUAUAUAUA